Molecule: messenger RNA, 927 nt
Organism: Aspergillus aculeatus ATCC 16872
Lineage: Eukaryota; Fungi; Ascomycota; Eurotiomycetes; Eurotiales; Aspergillaceae
Product: GFA family protein
Exons: 6
Coding region: 1-927 (308 amino acids)
Molecular function (GO): carbon-sulfur lyase activity
Source: RefSeq, a predicted model, not a curated record
AUGACCCGCAGUGAACCAACCAUAUACCCAGGCAACUGCCACUGCGGUACCGUGCGCUUCGAGAUCCAUCUCUCCGGUCCAUUUCAGACGACUUUCGCAUGUCCGUGUAGACUCUGCGCGAAAACAGGCUGUCCAUGGAUCUUCGCCCAAGACGAUGAGCUGAAGUUCACCAGGGGGCGCGAUACCCUAGCCAGAUACAAGACGCAGAAGGGGGAGCAUGAGUUCUGUGCUACAUGCGGCACCCAAAUCACAGUCCGCAACCACCUAAUCGUCUCAGGCCAGGCUGGUCUAGGUGUCAGCGUGAGGCUUCCGACCCUUUCCCCUGCAAAAUGUCAGUAUGGCACGGGCAUUGCUAGACGUGAAUCCGUUCCAUCUCUCCGUGACCACCUCGAGCGCAGAUUACCACCCGCUCGCGAAGAACCGCGACCAUCGUCCGUCACCGAAUCUCAACCGACCACCGACCAAGAUCUAAAGACAUACAGGGGAGGCUGUCAUUGCGGAGCGACCCAGAUCACCGUGACGAGCCCGCCACUCCGCCACGUCCAAGUCAAGGAGGAUAAUUGCAGUAUCUGCCAACGGGCCGCGGUGACGAUUGAGGAUCCCCGCCACCAGCUUCGGGAGUAUCGCUUUGGCCGGCAAUUUACUGGCCAUCGCUUCUGCGGCGUCUGCGGCGUGCAGCUCUACAUGCAUCUGCAUGGACCCCCCGCGGCAGUGGUGGCGAGGCUGUCGCGCGAGAAGCAGGAGCUGGUCAGACGGAAUUUGGAUGUCGUGCCGGUUCGGGUCGCCGUGCUGGAGGGAGUGGAGUGGGAGGAGAUUCGGGUGGAGAGGGAGGAUGAGGGGACGGAGGGGCCAAUUGCUGCGGUCCGUUGCGCUCGUGACCACCUCAUCAUCGCCUCCCUAUCGGUCCGUUCGGUCGAACAUGCCUGA